Carassius gibelio (silver crucian carp) is the source of this 4235-nucleotide messenger RNA. RefSeq names its product podocalyxin-like protein 2. Lineage: Eukaryota; Metazoa; Chordata; Actinopteri; Cypriniformes; Cyprinidae. The transcript has 8 exons. Bases 835 to 2466 code for a protein of 543 amino acids. The record is from RefSeq and is a predicted model, not a curated record.
CUCUCUCAAUUUAUAAAUCGCAAUUUUGAUUUGCAAAUGUUUUUGGAACUUGUUUCUGCAAACAAAAAGGUAACUGCAACUGUUUGUCUUGAACUGAUGGUGCUUUAUUUCUAACAAUUCAAACUUUUCUCAGAACUGCAAGUUUAUAACCUCAAAAUUGAGGUUUUAUAUAUCGCCGUUCCAACCGACUUCCUCUGAAUUUUUGAGUUCACGUUGCGAGGGGGAAAAAAUGGAAUUGUAAGAUGUAAACUUUCAAUUAUGAGGUUAUAAACUUGUAGUUCUGAGAAACGUUAGUAUUUUAUUUUAAUAAAGCGCCAUCAAUUUAAUACAAACCGUUGCAUUUACCUUUUAUUUUGUUUGCAGAAACGAGAUCGCAAAACGUACCAAAAGCAAAUAAAAAGAAAAGGAAAAGGGUUAACUUUUUACUGUAUUUCAUUAUUGUUUAUGCACUGUCUGAAAUGCGCGUGGUUUAUCUUAAUCGGCGCUUUCUGAUUGGUCGAUGUCGGGAUUCCAUCGCUGACAGGUAAAACAUUAAGUUCGGCGGAGUUUAGGACCCUGCGUCGCUGCAACGGGUCGCCUGCAGUCACUGCGCCAGGAAUCAAACACUCCAAAAUAAUCUAUCGCUGCAAAUCCAUUGACUGCAAGAAGAGCAGCAGACAAACCCACCGUCUAGUUUCCCUCGCAGUCACCCCACGCUUUGUUUCAGUUCCGAUGAUUAAUUCGUGUUCGUGCGUCUUGUCUAGCGCACGCUGAGGUCAGUAAGUCCCAUAUGAUGCACAUGCGAACAAUCUGAAACACGAUUAUUUCUCACCGCGAUCAUUUAAAGCUGCAGAGAUGUCAGUCGCGUCUGUCCAGUGCCUGAUGUUUGGUUCAGUUCUCCUGGUUCUGGUGUGUGCCAAGGUUCUGAGCGCUGGUCCAGGUCUGGAUGUUCACGUAAGCUUUAAGGAACACGAUGAGGUCUCGAGGGAUCGCAAGCCUGGCUUCAUAGAGAGUUCACAGGAGAGCUCUGGGUUCUUCAGCGAAGACAGCGAGGAUGGCAAGAACGCUCAAAUCGAGACCAAAGACAGUGGUGUUGACCUAAGUGCCAUUAAUGAUUACAACCCUUCGUCCCCAGAACCACCAUCUUCACCACUUUCUCUGAGCCAAAAGCCCAUUGUGACGAACCUCUCUUCCUCAUUGUUUGUCCCUACGACUGAGUCUGUGGACCUGGAGCGGUGGGAGCGUGAUUCAGAAUCGAGUGGCUUCUCACCCCACACCUCCCCGGGUCCGUCAAUCACCAGUGCUGAAGGCCACGCCCACACCACUGCCACGCCCCCUCUCCUUAGAGUCACACGUCAGAACCAGACAGAGGCCACAGCUGAGCCUGACAGGAGUCAGACGUCCGAUGACCUGUUUGAUGACGAGAGGAGCCAUGAGGUAACACAAGCACCCACAUCUCCUGAAAUUGGCCCCCUUCCCAGCCGGGAGCCCCUGCAGCCUGACAAACCACACCAGGAUGAUUCUGAGGAAGAGGAGGAUGAAGAAGAGUUGGUAGUUUUCCCCACCGCACUGGAUGAGGAGGAAGAGAAUGAAUGGCGGUACCUCACGCCGCUAACAACCGCACCCUCAUCCUCCCCAACUUCAGACCUGCCACCCGUGGUCUUCACCAAAACCGCCUGGCAGGGGGCGCUGCUCACCACAAUGGCGGAUGAGGAGGGGGCGGAGCUUCGUCACGGCGGCACCGAAUAUCUCGUCGAAAAGGAGCUUCACGAUUCCGAGCUAUCCCAGGAGGCCGAGCAGGUGAUUUGCGUCGACUGGAGCAACCUCGCAGGAAAGGGCUACAUUAUACUCAACAUGACAGACAACUUUGACUGUGAUGAGUUUCGUAUGGAGAGCGGCGACAGACUCCUGGAGAUGCUGGAAAACACUUUCUCCAGAAAGAUGAACAUCCCACAAGGCUCCUGGCUUAUUUUCCUCAGCAAACCCACACAACAGGACCACCAGCUCCUGAUGGCUUUAGCCAGCGAGCAGGAAAUCAUCCCUCCAAAAGAUGUUGUGUCAAUGCUGGGGGAAAUCAGAAGAGGUCUAUAUGAGAUCGGAAUUCAGAAUUAUUCGACCGUGAGCACGUGCCACUCGAGGCCCAGUCAGUCACGUGGCCACUUCGGAAAUCUGUUUGUGGUUCUAGUAAUCAUCGGAUCGGUUUGUGUGCUCAUUAUUGCUUCUGGAAUCAUCUAUAUCUGCUGGCAGCGACGUUUACCCAAACUCAAAAACAUGUCGAGAGGCGAGGAACUUAACUUUGUGGAGAACGGUUGCCAUGACAACCCCACACUGGACGUUACCAGCGACAGCCAAUCAGAGACGCAGGAGAAGAAGCACAGCGCCAAUGGGGUGGCGGCGGGCGGAGACGCGGGAAGCGGAUGGCGGGUGCUCGUCAAUAAACCCGGGAAAGACGAGGAAGACGAUCAGGAGGAAGACACGCAUCUUUAAUCGCGGGAAUACUGUCAGAGAAAACGGCGCGGGAAAGCAUCACAUUACAGACUGUGAAGGCACAAAACAUUUUUAAGCUUUUUCAAAACAUCUGCUCUAUAAAAUGUGAUGUAUUUUAGCUUCUUUGACGUUUUUCUUUAUCUGUAUUAAUAAAUUCAGACGGACUAAAAAGUGCAUUAAAAUGCGACUUGUAUGAUAUGAGACCAGUGCAGAAUUUAUUUAAAUCGAAUGUGUCGAACAAUCAGUGAGGCAAUUUAAAAUUAAUUAUAAUUUUCUUAUGCAAUCGUUUCUUGCACUGUUGAAGCAAUAGUUUAAUCCUAAACAUGUCGUUUAACUCGCUCUCAUCAUUCCAAAUUUAUACUAAAAUUUUGACAUUUUUUUGUUUUACUUUUUUGAGAAUUUUGAAGGAUCUUCAUAACAUUUUGUUUCCAUACAAAACGGUCCAUAGUGACCACUAUUAAAAAUAAUAAUAAUAAUAAUAGUGGAUUAUUUUAUUUUUAUUAUUUUUUACCAAUGGUAGCAAACCUAACGCCAUAUUAAAAAUCUGCAUAAAGCAAUAUUAAAUGUGUUCUGAGUUUGCACACCACAGAAAGAUUAUUAACCACCAGCCAAAUUUGAAUGUGAACAAAAAGGUACAUAAAGGUAAUCCAAAUCUUGAAAAAAUAAGCCUUUACACAGACUUUAAAAUGCGUUUUAUGAAAUUGUCCAUAAAGAUUUUCAAAUCUUUUUUCAUGGAAAAGUGGCAUACACGUUUAAAACAGCUUUAAGGCAGUUAAAUUAUUAUUAUUAUUAUUAUUUUCUUUUGGGUGAAUUGCGGAAAAAAAACACUAGUGUACUUGAAGACAGGUUGAACCAAGGUUAUUUUCUAGAUGUACAGUAGACAGUGUAUCUCUAAUACACUAUAAUCAGUCAUUCUCGUUUUAUAUGUAUUUCAAUGCAAGUAUUUACAGUUAAGCAGGCUGCAUAUUGUGUUUUCAUGCUGGAUGCUGGAUGGUCGCCUAGCCUUGCUUAUUUAUUUGGCUGCUCUGCACUAGAUUAAUGUUGCUAUUUAUUUAUUAUAUUUUUUAUAUUGCACCUUUAACAUUGCUCAGCACCAACAGCCUCCAAAGCAGAACAAGAUUCUUCGUACAAAAGAAUCUUUCAUAUUGAAAAGUGUUGAAUUGUGCUAGGUAACGUUUUCUUUUAUAUUUUUCAGUGUUCAUUGAAAUCGUUCAAUUUUUUAAACGUAAACAGUUAUCACAAUAAAAAAAAAAUAGUUAUCAUUGUGAUGAUCUUGUUCAUGGUACACCUAUGUGUCAAAGAACAAUCUUAUUUGUUGCAACAGAAAGGCUUUUCUUUAUUCAUUUUAAGUGCAUGAAGAAAUGUAUUGUCUAUGCACACGUCAGGGGUCAACUGAUUGUACACAAUUUAGCAAACGUGAACCGUUGAUGUUUUACGGAUUUAAAUGGUUAGUACUCCAGAAAGUUUUAUACAUGCAUUCUGUUUGUUUAUUAAGCCUUGACGACGUAGGAGAGUUUGACGCCAGUGUUGAACGCUUGUUUUGUAUCUUUCUGUCCUGGUACAAGAGCUAUUAGCAAAUUUGCACUUUUUCCAUUUUGAUUUUGUACUUCAAACUGCUUUAUGUAUCUGAUUGUAAGGAGGUUUAGAUCUCGUCAUUUUCUGGUAAUUAUAUGUUAUCCCACCUCUUAAAAAUGCAAAAAAAAAAAAAAAAAAUUAAAAAUAAAAUAAAUGUUUUGAGAACUCUUGUCCGGUGCUUCUUAAAUGCACCA